Molecule: messenger RNA, 1242 nt
Organism: Cladocopium goreaui
Lineage: Eukaryota; Dinophyceae; Suessiales; Symbiodiniaceae
Source: the annotation of a GenBank genome assembly
AUGUGCAUGGGCUCCUCAUACUUUGACCGCUACUGCGCCCCGUUUUUCCUGUCCUUCCUUCGCAUCUACGGCGCGCCGUCGUCGCCGUCGGUUCGGCUGCGGAUUUGGGUCAUGGCCGUGGAGCACGCGCAGCUCCGCAAGGCACGGCGCCUGCUGCGGCAGCUGGGCCACGGCCUCGUGGACUUCGACGAAGGCAACUUCAGCGCCCUGAAAGAGCAGUGGUCCCAGGAGCAUUCUGGUGGGGUGGAGGACUACUUGGAUGAAACGACCGGCCCGAUUUCCAAUCGACGCACAGGCUGUCUGCCUUCAACAUAUCACGACAAUGGGAUUACGAUUGAAACUGUCUGUGAUCCAGGAGUCCACGAUGAAAGGAUGCUGAUUAACAAUGCAAACUUCUUCAUGUGGGUCAUCCAGCAGGUGAAAUUGCCAGAAAACAGAGACUUUCAAUACAUCGUGACAAUCGAUUCGGAUAUGCUAUUUUGCAAGUCCUUGGAAAGAUUCCUGCCUUUUAACCAAACGAAUGGUCCUGAGUGGGACUAUGCCUUUACAGUGUAUGACCGGGAGCAUGAAGUGCCAUGGGGCAGCAACGAGGAAGUCGCAAAGACCAAGAAUGGCCAUGUGCGAUUGAAUGCUGGCGUGCAACUCUUCAAGAACAGUGGGACAUUGGUGCCAUUUCUCACCCACUAUUUGGAAACCAUUCAGUAUGUCCUGAGAUGGGGCGAUGUCCUGAGAUGGGGCCAUGCCGGCCAUGGAGCAAACGAAGACUAUGAAAAUCCGGUGGCGAAGCUGUUGGAGGAGUUUAAGGCGCCCAACCAGGCUGCCAUUGCGCUGAUCGUGGGGACAUCCAAUCUGCUGUACGACGACUGCAAAGUUUGUCGGCACACUCUGAAUCUCGAAUCCAGUCCUGAACUUGCGACAACUUUGGGCAGCUUCUCUCUGAAGGUUCAAGCGCUUCCCAUGCGCUACCUGAACCAAGCUGAGUCCUUGAAAAAUGGUGAAAUUCCAGAUGACCUUCAUAUGCUUCACCUGAAGGGUCUGUGGUGGCGAAUCCUGGUUAUGGAAGCGACAGCUCAUCCGACUGAGACCCGAUGCUACCACUGGAAUUUUGAGGCGUAUGUUUACUGGGUUGCCAUGUUCAGAAUUUGGCAGCCUGACUACGAUGCAAGUCUAACCGUCAUUUCUGAUGUAUCCAAAUGCAACGACACUUCAGUGGGCGGGCCAAGACAGCAUCCGCUGGUCUAG